This is a messenger RNA of Mirounga angustirostris (Northern elephant seal), 2322 nucleotides long. It is a transcript of the gene MCOLN1, whose product is annotated as mucolipin TRP cation channel 1. Gene Ontology annotation, cellular component: plasma membrane; lysosomal membrane. The record is from RefSeq and is a predicted model, not a curated record. Gene Ontology annotation, molecular function: NAADP-sensitive calcium-release channel activity. The transcript has 15 exons. Lineage: Eukaryota; Metazoa; Chordata; Mammalia; Carnivora; Phocidae. The coding region runs from base 254 to 2197 and encodes 647 amino acids.
AUCCGGUCACGUGCGCCUCCCGGGGGCGCUCUGGUCACGUGACCGCGGCGGGAGUCAGCUGACGCGAGAGGGUUUGAAGCGGCACCGCGAGGGAGCGAGGCCGCUGCAGCGGCGGCGGGCGCCCGGACCCCGGCUGCCCGGCGGUGUCCGGCGGCGUCCGGCGCUCCCGGCCCCGGCAUGGCAGCCCCCGUGGGCCGGCGGGGCUCAGAUCUCUCAGAGUUCUUUGGCUGGUGCAUGGGACCUGUUUCUCCUGAUGGCAGGUGGGUCUGCCUGGGCCUGGUCCCCACCGCCCUCCCCCAUUCCUGCAGAGACUGAGCGGCUCCUAACCCCCAGUCCUGGGUAUGGCACCCAGGCCGGGGCUUCCCCGGUCCCUCCGGAAGAGGAGGACCUCCGCCGCCGGCUCAAGUACUUCUUCAUGAGUCCCUGUGACAAAUUUCGGGCCAAAGGCCGCAAGCCCUUCAAGCUGAUGCUGCAAGUCGUGAAGAUCUUAGUGGUCACCGUGCAGCUCAUCCUGUUCGGGCUCAGCAACCAGCUGGCAGUGACAUUCCGGGAGGAGAACACCAUUGCCUUCCGGCACCUCUUCCUGCUGGGCUACUCGGAUGGGGCCGAUGACACCUUCGCGGCCUACACACGGGAACAGCUCUACCAGGCCAUCUUCCAUGCUGUAGACCAGUACCUGAUGCUCCCUGAUGUGUCGCUAGGCCGGUAUGCCUACGUGCGGGGCGGGGGUGGCCCCUGGGCCAACGGCUCGGCCCUGGCCCUCUGUCAGCAGUACUACCACCGAGGCCACGUGGACCCAGCCAAUGACACCUUUGACAUUGAUCCCAUGGUUGUCACUGACUGCAUCCAGGUGGACCCCCCUGAGAGACCCCUUGUGCCCCCCAGUGAUGAUCUCUCCCUCUCGGACAGCAGCGCCAGUUACAAGAACCUCACGCUCAAAUUCCACAAGCUGAUCAACGUCACCAUCCACUUCCAGCUGAAGACCAUCAAUCUUCAGAGCCUGAUCAACAAUGAAAUUCCUGAUUGCUACACCUUCAGUGUCCUGAUCACUUUCGACAAUAAGGCGCACAGUGGGCGUAUCCCAAUCAGUCUGGAGACCCAGGCCCACAUCCAGGAGUGUAAACACCCCAGCGUCUUCAGGCAUGGAGACAACAGCUUCCGGCUCCUGUUCGAUGUGGUCGUGAUCCUCACCUGCUCCUUCUCUUUCCUGCUGUGUGCCCGCUCGCUGCUGCGUGGCUUUCUGCUGCAGAACGAGUUUGUUGGGUUCAUGUGGCGGCAGCGGGGACGGGUCAUCAGCCUCUGGGAUCGGCUAGAAUUUGUCAAUGGCUGGUACAUCCUGCUGGUCACCAGCGAUGUGCUCACCAUCUCGGGCACCAUCAUGAAGAUUGGCAUUGAAGCCAAGAACCUGGCGAGCUACGACGUCUGCAGCAUUCUCCUGGGCACCUCCACGUUGCUCGUCUGGGUCGGCGUCAUCCGCUAUCUGACCUUCUUCCAUAAGUACAAUAUUCUCAUUGCCACACUGCGGGUGGCCCUGCCCAGCGUCAUGCGUUUCUGCUGUUGUGUGGCUGUCAUCUACUUGGGCUAUUGCUUCUGUGGCUGGAUCGUGUUGGGCCCCUACCAUGUGAAGUUUCGCUCGCUGUCCAUGGUGUCGGAGUGCCUGUUCUCGCUCAUCAAUGGGGACGACAUGUUCGUGACGUUUGCCGCAAUGCAGGCUCAGCAGGGCCGAAGCAGCCUCGUCUGGCUGUUCUCCCAGCUCUACCUCUACUCCUUCAUCAGCCUCUUCAUCUACAUGGUGCUGAGCCUGUUCAUCGCGCUCAUCACUGGAGCCUACGACACCAUCAAGAAACUUCUGGAUCGACAAGACGGGAGUCCAAGAGAGAGCACCAGGGAGAAGGAACAGCCAGAGCAAAGGCCCAGUAGCCAGAAAGGACUUGGGGAUGAGAUGAUGGCUUCUCUACCAGCACCCAGGCGGUGCUGGCGCAGAGGAGAGCGAGCUCCAGGCCUACAUUGCUCAGUGCCAGGACAGCCCCACCUCCGGCAAGUUCCGCCGCGGGAGCGGCUCGGCCUGCAGCCUCCUCUGCUGCUGCGGCAGGGACGCCUCGGAGGAGCAUUCGCUGCUGGUGAAUUGACUCGGACCCGCCACUGCUACUGGACAUUAGCCCUCCGACUGCGGAGACUCACGCUUAUUUAUUUUUAGGGUUUGCUUUUAAGGACCGGUUCCCUGCUGCGCCCUGAGGACCUGGCCCAGUCGGGUCGGACACGGGUGGGACAGGGCUGGGUGGGUGUUAAAUAAACGGGAAAAUAAACUUGUUCUCGUUUCUA